AUGACAGCAGCCACCUUACCAGUGGACCCAGCGGUUGUGGGGACCGUGUUGUACCGGCCAUCAACUGCUGGUGGCUCCUUCAAAGGCUCCCCUCGACUGACCCUCGCCCAGGCGCUCUCGUCGCAUGCUGGUGUCUCUGCCAUCCGCAUCAACCACAAGCGGAAUAUUGUGGCAGCAGACGCGACGACGAAGGAGUGCCUGGAGCAACUCCUCGCGAUCAGGGAGCUCCAGGGGAUCCCUGUGUCUGCUAGGGAGCCCUCAGACCGACGCACGAGCACGGGCUUCCUGCAUGGGAUCGAUGGUGAACCUUCCGACGCCUCCCUGCUGCCAGGCAUUGUCUCCAGUGUGCCGGUGAUGUCAGCAACCAGAGAAGGCAGCACCGUCACACUGCGCUUCAGUGGCCCCGUCCCCCCGGAAUACGUCAGCCUGUUCCGGGUACAAUUCCGCGUCAGGCCUGCACGGCCGCGCCCACUCCAGUGCCGUCAGUGUGGUCGUUUUGGCCACGUCAAAGAGACGUGCGACUGGCCACAGUCCUGCAUCAACUGCGGUCAGGCCCACCGAGGGGACGAGGGCUGCCAGAGACGUCGGUGCGUGAACUGCGGCGGACCCCACUCGGCGGACACACCGGCCUGCCCCCGCUGGCAGCAGGAAAGACGGGUGGCCACCAUCAUGGCUUCCUCCACAGCGCCCUUGUCCAGGAAGGGGGUCCGGGCUGCGGUCAGAGAGGAGCUCCAGCAGGACCAGGUGCCCAGGAACACAGGGCGCUCCUACGCUAGCGUGCUGCAGGGCUCCAGCAUGCCUGCCGCCCUCGAACCAAGGGCCCCUGCUGCUCGGACGUCCAGACCACCCCGGCCUACAGUCGGGUCCAACAUCCAGGGCCCAGCUGCUCCGCCGCUGGCCCCGCCUGCCGGUACAGUUGCCACCCCACCACCUGCCGAGGCUCCUGCAGCCAUUUCCUCUCAGGCUGGGACCCCCUCUGGACCUGCUGCCACUUCCCAACCUACUGGGGAUUCUGGAGGACCUGCUGCCACUACCCGGCCCCCACCUCAAGUGACCCCUGGUCCUGCUGCCACCACCGAGGUUCAGCAGGCUAUAUCCAGUCUGGCGGAGAUUCUGCUGCAGGCCAUGCGGAUUGCCUGUGCCACGCUCCCCGCUGACCACCCACUACGCCCCAUCUGCCUUCAGGCAGUGGCCCUCCAGUCAACAACUACCCAACAUGGGCCGCGGAGGGAUGACCUGGCCGAACACCUCCUCCAGAGCAGCUACGACGUGCUGGCCCUGCAGGAGGUGUAUGCCCGGGCUGACGAGGUCCGCCUCCCAGGCUACGUCGGCUACAGCAGCAGGACUGGCUGCACACUGGGCUCCUGCCAUGCUGCACCAUGCCUUGAGGAGAACCACCCGCAGGGCAAUGCUCGCUGCGCCAUUUACGUCCGGCGAGAGCUGGCACAGGCGGAGGUGACCGUGGCGGACCUUGCGGGUGGUCCAUUUGAAUGCUGUGCAGUACGUGUACGUGUGGGCGGUGUGGACACCACAGUGGCAAGCGUUUACAUAAGACCAAGCCAACCAUGGGACCCUUCCUGCCUGCUGCAGCUGGCCACACGCCUUGGCAGUGACUUCGUUCUAUGCGGAGACGUGAAUGCGCACCACCCCACCUGGGGAGGCAGACGCACAUGUGCGAGAGGCAGAAGGCUACAUGACGUCCUCCACCAGCUUGGCCUGCAGCUGUUGAAUACGGGUGUUUCCACAUUCAUCCGCCGUGGUGCCAACAGCACAGAGACGGCAAUUGACCUGAGCCUGGCCACUGAGAGCUGCCGUUACCACUGGGCUGCUCUCCCUGACACAUGGGGAUCGGAUCACUUCCCUCUGCUGCUGACCCCGUUCCAGGGCAGCAACCCCCGCUGCAGGCAGUACCAGACUACAGACUGGAAGGCCUUCCGAUCCCUGAUGGACCAGGCGAACGAGGGAACGGACUUCCUGCAACAGGUCGCUGAGAACGCCAAGGCUGCAGCCAUCCACUCCACAGUUCCGGACGGGAAGCCAGCGCCGGACCUCCGCCUCUUGCGACUCCGGGCGGCACGACGCCGUCUGGAGCGCAAGGCAAGACGCGCCCUACUUCCGGAGCUGUGGACGGCCUUCAGACGCCUUGAUGCAGUCUGCCGUCGACACGCCCGCCGACGCAGAAGGCAGAGCUGGCGGAGUGUCUGCUCUACAAUCAGCCGCAACCCGGACGGAGCCCGAGCCUGGCGCCUUCUCCGAGCUCUGCUUGCCAGCCCUAGGGGACUACGCCAAGCUCUAUCAGUGGCGGUCCUGCUGUGCGUCAGCAUUACAGUGCUGGUGGAGCGUCUGGCCAACCGCUUCGCGGACAGGCCCCCAGUCCCACCAGCCCUAUACCUGCCAGCCACUACCACAAGGCCCUCCCCCACCUGGCACCACCCGGCUUGGAUGGCGGAGCAGAUUCGCAGGCUGUGCAGCGAACCCAUCCAAUUCCAUGAACUCGAGGCGGCCCUGGAACAUACUCGUCGACGCGGAGCCCCGGGUGCUGAUGGCAUCACCGGCCAAAUGCUGCGCAACCUGGCCAGACAGCAGCGCGAGCGGCUCCUGGAGCAAUACAACUCCAUCUGGAGUACGGGGGUCCUGCCGGAUGUCUGGCUGACUGCAGUGGUCGUGCCACUCCUCAAGCCCCGAAAGCCAGCUACCGCCAUCACCUCCUACAGGCCUGUCUCACUAACCUCAGCAGCCUGCAAGGUGAUGGAGAGGAUAGCCCUGGCACGGCUCGAAUGGAUCGCAACACAGCUGCAGUUCUUCGCAGAACAACAAACGGGCUUCCGGCGACAUCGCAGCACAGCGGACUCCAUAGCAGACGUAGUGGCCACCCUUGAAGACGCCCGAGGCAACGGAGAAGUCGCCAUGCUGCUGCUCCUGGACGUCCAAAGCGCCUUUGACCGACUCCCUCACGCAGCAGUGGAAGCGGCACUCGACAGCCUUGGCAUCAGUGGCUGCCUCCGAGCAUUCAUCUCGGCCUUCCUGAUAGGCCGAUCCUUCCGGGUACGAGUGGGCACGGUCUUCAGUCAACCACGAGACAUCACAACGGGAGUCCCACAGGGAUCCGUCCUUAGCCCAUUCCUUUUCAACCUGGCAAUGGCGGGACUCGCUGCGGCACUACCAGUCCAUGGCAAAUUCCCUGUCCGCUGCUCCCUGUAUGCUGACGAUGUGGCACUAUGGGUUCGUGGACCACGGCGAUCCCUGACGGUCAUACGCAACGCGCUGCAAAGCGCCCUGGAUUCCGUUGUGACCUUCCUCCAUGGCAUAGGCCUGUCGGUGUCACCUGGGAAGACGGAGGCACUCCUGGUACAUCCGCUCGCCUCGGCACGCCACCGGGCAGGGCAGCUCCACAUCGCGGGCACAGCCAUCCCAUGGAGCCGAGAGGUAACCUACCUUGGCCUCACCAUCGACCACCGCCUCACAUGGAUUCCUGCAGCCAAGGUAAUCUCCGCCAAGGUUCGCCGAGUCCAGGGAGCAGUGGCCAGGCUGCAUCAACGAGGACAAGGCUGCACAGUCCAAUGGGCCCUGCGGCUGAACCAGGCAGCGGCAACAUCCAUCCUGCUGUACGCCCUACCUCUGGUCCUGCUGUCCCCGGUCAGACUGCGCCAACUGGAGAUGCUGCACAGACGUGCGGUGAGAAGCAUCCUGGGACUCCCCAAGACAUCUCCUAUUGCCGCUACACUGGCAGAGGCGGGCGAGUGGCCACUGUCACUGCUCAUGAUGCAACGAGCCCUUGGUCACGUUGAUCGCCUUCACCGAGCACCAGAUGGAGAAGCGCUGCUAACUCGACUGCGCAACAUGCCACGGUCCCGCAUGGGGGCCCUCUGCCAGCUGUGCUCAGAGGUGAUCACGGAUCGACCAGUCCCAGUGCCCGCCCCGCCCCCACACCAACCAUCUCCGGAGGUGCACCUGACACUCGGUGGAGCAUCAAAGCGCCACACACCAGCGGCGGCGCUACUGCAGGCUGCCGCCUGCAAACUCGAGGAGCAGCUCCACGGCAAGCUGCUCGUCUUCACGGAUGGCUCCGUGCUCCCAGACGGCUCAGCGGCGGCUGCCUGCACCAUUCCGGCUCGGGGCAGCAGCAGACAGUGCAGGCUCCCCUUCAAGGCAAGCUCCACAGCAGCUGAAUUGGCGGGCCUGCACCUGGCAGCUGACCUCUUGGCGGAGGACCCCCCGCAGACUACGGUGGCGGUUUUGUGCGACUCGAGGCCAGCCCUCCAGAUCCUGGCGGACCUCCAACCUCAGGGCCUCACAGCUGCCAUCCUCAAGUCCAAGUUUGCGGCACUUGAUUCGGCAGGGAUACCCAUCUCGUUCCACUGGCUGCCCUCACAUGUAGGGAUUGCUGGGAACGAGGAAGCCGACGCCCUCGCAAGAGAAGCCCACCAGCCAGCCGUCCCUUUCACCAGAUCAGUUGCCCCCUCGGACUACUCCAAGCCCAGGCUUAAACAGAUCAUUGCUGCCACACACCCAGACGCCAGGGUGGCUGCCAGCCGACCGCCCAAGCUCCUUCCUGAGAAGGGGCUAUCCCGUCGCGACCGCUGCACACUUCUCCGUCUCCGCACCGGCUCAGUAUGGACUGCAGCCAGGCUACACGCCAAAGGCCGCAUCUCCUCGCCAUCCUGUAGUCGCUGCGGCGACGUCGAGACCUUGGACCAUCUGCUGUGCUCCUGCCCUGCCCUUGCUCAAGAGCGUGCAGCAGUCACAGCGGCUUACAGGCACUACGGGCUUCCGAGCUCCACCACCCACCAACUGCUUCACCCGGCACGUCCUCACGUCCCGGCCUUCCUCAGCCUACUGGAGUUCGUGAACUCCAACGGGCUGCUCUACCACCGAUAA
Messenger RNA from Rhipicephalus sanguineus (brown dog tick), 4878 nucleotides. RefSeq lists its product as uncharacterized. Lineage: Eukaryota; Metazoa; Arthropoda; Arachnida; Ixodida; Ixodidae. Gene Ontology annotation, molecular function: zinc ion binding; RNA-DNA hybrid ribonuclease activity; nucleic acid binding. The transcript has 2 exons. The record is from RefSeq and is a predicted model, not a curated record. The coding region runs from base 1 to 4878 and encodes 1625 amino acids.